This is a messenger RNA of Daldinia childiae, 999 nucleotides long. RefSeq names its product Regucalcin. The transcript has 2 exons. Gene Ontology annotation, molecular function: gluconolactonase activity; calcium ion binding. NCBI's taxonomy places the organism in Eukaryota, Fungi, Ascomycota, Sordariomycetes, Xylariales, Hypoxylaceae. Gene Ontology annotation, biological process: L-ascorbic acid biosynthetic process. The record is from RefSeq and is a predicted model, not a curated record. The coding region runs from base 1 to 999 and encodes 332 amino acids.
AUGUCCGCCGCUGUCGAAGCCAAGCCACAGCAAUGGCAAGUCACGGAGCCGUACUUACAUCUCCGGUGCGGGUUAGGCGAGGGCCCGUACUACGAGGAGUCGACUCACAGCCUGCGGUUCGUCGACAUCAAGAAGAAGCGGGUGCAUACCGUGGACCUUGCUAAGAUCCCGUACCCCAACCCGAACCCCAACGUGGAUCCGACGAGCUCGGCCUCCCCCGCCGCCGGCGUCGAGACUAUCCAACUCGACGUCCCCGUGACCGUCACGGCGGAUAUCGAGGGCGUCGACCCGCGCGAGCGCAUCCUCAUCGGCGUCAAGUACGGCCUCGCCGUGUUGGAUCGCCGCUCCGGCGCUUACGAGUAUAUUACGCGGUUCAGCGCCGACAAGGACAACGAGCGCCUGCGCAGCAACGACGGCGCAGUUGAUCCUCAUGGACGCUUCUGGCUCGGUACUAUGUCUGAUUUCGGCUACGACUUGCAGCCCGAAGGCUCCGUGUUCCUCUUCGACGGCACGCGCACGGCGCGGUCCAUGCGGCACCCGGUCACUAUCCCGAACUCGGUCGGCUGGUCCCCGGACGGCAAGACCUUGUACUUCACGCACUCGACCGAGCGCAUCAUCUACGCGUACGACUACGACCAGAGCUCCGGCGAGGUGUCUCGCGAGCGCGCAUUUUACUUGCACGACGGUCCCGGUGAGCCUGAUGGCUUCCGUGUCGAUGUCGAGGGGAACUUAUGGCAGGCUGUUUACGGCGAGAGCCGUGUAUUGAAGAUCUCGCCUGAGGGAAAGCUUAUUGGUGAGAUUAGGCUGCCUACCAAGAACACCACGUGCACCCAGUUCGUCGGUACGGAGCUGUUUAUUACGACGGCGGGAAUGCAGGAGGGUGAGGGAACUCCCGAAGAGGUUGAACUUAGUGGUGCACUAUUUAGGGUUGAUGUCGGUGUUAAGGGGGUGGAUCCUUUCUUAUUCAAGCUGAACAAGGCGGUGGAUCCGGAGUCUUGA